UCUGUAGCUGUGACAUGGUACUUCCCACAUCUGGUUCCCAUUAGACUGUGGGUAUAAAAUGGAUUCCUGGCUAUACUGUGAUCACAGACACACUCUCAGCUAUGGAAGCCGCACUCUGGGUCUGUUUGUUCUGCUUGCAGAGCUGCUUACUUGCAGCGGGUCAGAACAGCAUAGAUAUGAGCAGGGACCUCACCAAAGACCAAGAUAUCAUGACACAGACUCGACUGAAAAGGGAAACUAACCUAAGCCAAACUGGAGCUAUUACAGUGAAGGGCAGCCCCAACUUACUCAUACAGGUUGACAGGUCAAGAAGACAUCUGUCCAAUAACAAGCGGAAGCUCAAGCGCAAAUCACGUGUCGGCUCCUUCUCGCUGCUUAGCAACAACAACCCUGCCGCUCCUUUGCAGGUCACUAGGGUGAAGAGAGACGACAGACAGGAAAGUAUUGACAUUUUGAGUUGCGAGGCAGCCAAACUGGUUGUCAACAACUGCAUGCGUACCGCUGUCAAAGCGCAAUUGGUGUAA
This is a messenger RNA of Clupea harengus (Atlantic herring), 524 nucleotides long. RefSeq lists its product as uncharacterized. Bases 102 to 524 code for a protein of 140 amino acids. The transcript is spliced from 6 exons. Lineage: Eukaryota; Metazoa; Chordata; Actinopteri; Clupeiformes; Clupeidae. The record is from RefSeq and is a predicted model, not a curated record.